GCUUUGAAGCCAAAUAGUUGACCAAAGAAAAUUCGACCCACACGUACCCUUGCCACCCACUAACCGUACCUGAUUCCCUGUCCCUCCUUUAUUACUCUCUUUCCUCUUUCUCCAUUUUCCUCUGUUUUUCUCUGCUCCAAUGGCCGUACUCAAACGCCAAUUUCUUCUCCUCUCUUUCCCUUUUCUUCUUUUCCACUCCGUUUCCGCCCUCGAUUUCCUCUUCAAUGCCUUCAAUUCCACCGACGUCUCCCUCUACGGCAACGCCACCAUCGAAUCUUCUUUCAUCGCUCUCACUAACCAAACCGGUUUCUCCAUCGGCCGUGCUCUCUUCCCUUCCAAAAUCCCCACUAAAUCCCCCAAUUCCUCUCUCCCCUUCCCUUUCUCCACUUCUUUCAUCUUCGCCAUGGCCCCUUACAGGGACGUCCUUCCUGGGCAUGGCUUGGUUUUCAUUUUCGUCCCGGCCACCGGAAUCGACGGAACUGCCGCUGCUCAGAAUUUGGGCUUUCUCAACUUUACUCUCAAUGGGAACCCCAAUAACCAUGUCUUUGGGAUCGAGUUUGAUGUUUUUGCUAAUGAGGAAUUCAACGAUCCCGACGAUAAUCAUGUCGGAAUCAACUUUAAUUCCUUGACGUCUUUCGUCACCGGAGAAGCUGGGUUUUGGUCCCACGGUGGUGACGCGGAUUCGUUCAACAGGUUCAGGCUGAAUAGCGGCGAAAAUUAUCAAGUCUGGAUUGACUAUUCCGAUUUCCAAAUGAAUGUUACGAUGGCUCCGGCGGGGAUGAAGAAGCCACGGCGGCCGUUGAUUAAUACCUCUCUGAAUCUCUCGGGAAUUUUCAUGGAUGAAAUGUAUGUGGGAUUCACGAGUUCCACAGGGCAGUUGGUUCAAGGCCAUAACAUUUUAGCUUGGAGUUUCAGUAACUCUAAUUUUUCAUUGAGUGAGAGUUUAAUUACCACUGGAUUGCCCUCCUUCGUUCUCCCAAAAGACCCAAUUACCAAAUCGAAGUGGUUCAUCGCCGGAGUGACGGCCGGCGGAUUCCUCGUCGUUUGUUUCUUCGUAACGGUAUUGGGGAUUUUCAUCGCCGACCACCGUAGGAAAGCGAGGUUGAGAGCCGAAAUGGAAGAUUGGGAAUUGGAGUAUUGGCCACACCGAAUGACAUAUCAAGAAAUCGAAUCGGCCACAAAAGGAUUUGCAGAGGAAAAUGUGAUCGGAAUCGGAGGGAAUGGGAAAGUUCAUAAAGGGGUUUUGGCCGGAGGAGGUUCAGAAGUUGCAGUGAAACGAAUUUCUCACGAUAACGACGGGAUGCGUGAGUUCUUAGCUGAAAUCUCAAGCAUAGGAAGAUUAAAACAUAGAAAUCUAGUGAGUUUGAAGGGUUGGUGUAAAAAAGAGAGGGGAAAUUUCUUAUUGGUUUACGAUUACAUGGAAAAUGGAAGUUUAGACAAAAGGGUAUUUGAUUGCGAGGAAAGAAACAUGUUGAGUUGCGACGAUCGAAUCAGAGUAUUGAAGAACGUAGCCUCAGGGGUUUUGUAUUUACACGAAGGAUGGGAAUCAAAGGUUCUUCAUAGGGAUAUAAAAGCUAGCAAUGUGUUGUUAGAUAAGGAUAUGAAUGGAAGACUAGGAGAUUUCGGACUAGCUCGAGUCCAUGGCCACGGUCAAGUGGCAAGCACAACUCGAGUCGUUGGGACCAUGGGCUAUAUUGCACCCGAGUUGAUUCGAACUGGACGAGCCUCGGCUCAAUCAGAUGUGUUUGGUUUUGGGGUUUUGAUUUUGGAAGUGAUGUGCGGGAGGAGGCCAAUAGAGGAAGGGAAGCCGCCGUUGGUGGAUUGGGUUCGGCGGUUGGUAGUUGAAGGGGAGCUCACAGCAGCGCUCGAUGAGAGGCUGAGGAAGAAGGGUGGGUGGAAUGAGGAGGAAGUGGUGAGAGUACUGCAUUUGGGAUUGGUGUGCGCGCAUCCUGAUCCGAAUACUAGGCCAACGAUGAGGCAAGUUGUGAAAGUUUUGGAAGGGAAGGUUGAGUUGGAUGAGAGUGAGAAUGAGAGUAUGAAUGCUUAUUUGCUUCAAAAGUUGAAGUCGCAAGGAAUAUGGUCUGAUUCUGCUGUUGGUUUUGGGAAUAAAUUGCAUCCUACAUUUGAGGAUUUUCUUCAGUCUUGUUCAACUUCCCUCUCUUGGUCUAAUACCACUGUCACUGGUAGGUGAAAUAUUAGACACAUUGAACUUUCAAACUCUUUCUGUAAACACAUACAAAUUAUAGAUUAAUUGAGAUUGUUGUGAUUUAUUCACUGUACAUAAAAAAAGUUGGACUUCUAAAGAGUGUUUUUUGGUUAUAUAUGGCCGUUUAUUGGA
Messenger RNA from Benincasa hispida (wax gourd), 2338 nucleotides. Its product is annotated as Concanavalin A-like lectin protein kinase family protein. The record is from RefSeq and is a predicted model, not a curated record. Gene Ontology annotation, molecular function: ATP binding; carbohydrate binding; protein kinase activity. Lineage: Eukaryota; Viridiplantae; Streptophyta; Magnoliopsida; Cucurbitales; Cucurbitaceae. Gene Ontology annotation, biological process: protein phosphorylation.